This is a messenger RNA of Pocillopora meandrina, 7748 nucleotides long. NCBI's taxonomy places the organism in Eukaryota, Metazoa, Cnidaria, Anthozoa, Scleractinia, Pocilloporidae. The record is from the annotation of a GenBank genome assembly.
GCCGAGCAAGCAAGAGUUAUCACCGGCAUGGCGUACACAACUACUGGCGGAAAGAAAAGAGUUUGCUAUUAUUACGAUGGUAAGAUACGAAUCUGCUGCCAACGUCCACUUUGUCUCGAGGAAAUGUAUUCAAGAUGAGUUGUAUGAAAUGUUUCCCCUAUUUUUAAGCGGAAAUCAUUGAAUUUUGUCUUCGUGUCCUAAUGUCUUUUUCGUGUUCCGAACAAAGGUGACAUUGGUAACUACUACUACGGUCAAGGCCAUCCCAUGAAGCCACAUCGUAUUCGAAUGACCCACAACUUGCUUCUUAACUAUGGCCUGUAUAGGAAAAUGGAGAUCUAUGUAAGUGUAAAAGCUAGACUUAGAGUUUGCGAGAACGUUGAUUUAAAAACUGUCAGUUCUUUCAUUUGAAUGAAAUGUCAUUUCACCAAUUCACGUUUCUUCAUUUUAGCGUCCACACAAAGCAAACCUGGACGAGAUGACUAAAUACCAUUCAGAUGAUUACAUAAAAUUCUUAAAGACUAUAAGACCCGACAACAUGUCCGAAUACACAAAGCAAAUGCAGAGAUGUGAGUGGCUAGAAAAUUAUUGAAUGAACACACAUGUGCUUUCAUUUCCCUUUGCAUUCUUUCAACUUUCCCGUGUUCAGUAGUUCGUAAGUUGUUUUUGUCGAUGUGUUUACAAAGUUCUUUAUUAUAAUACAGUUUUCUACAUCAUCGAUACAGUCCUAGGUAAACUGGAUAUUCAAAAUUAUGAAUUAUAUUUCAGUGGUUUGGGAUUUACGCUUUAACUGAAAGUUUUUUGUGUUACUAAAUUGUGAAUUAUAAUAGAUUUACAGAAUUUCUUGAUUUGUAACGCCUAUCAAUUAUUAUGUACUGCUAGAUGGAAUUUUAUUUAACUUUUUAAACCAUUCUCCUCUAAUUAUCAGUGAGUAGCUUGGUGUGUUGUAAACAAUAUUGGUAAAUUAUGAUUUGUUUCUAAAACUUAUGGAUUUUGAAAAUAAUUCACUCCAGGCUUAGAGUAAUCACAGUGUCAAUGAUAGAAGACACCUUUUGUGCCAUUAUGUGUCAUUUUAUUUUGUAUAAGAAUUUUUGUUGUUCAUGGUCUCUAUCAUUAUAUUCUGCUGGCAUUGGUUAAUUUGUUACAAAUCUUUGAUUUAAACUCUCUAGAUCAUAGUCCACCAUUAAUUUUUUCCUAGAAGCAAAAUGGCUAUUGAUCUUUGUACAUAAGGUAAUUAAGCUAAAUUAGGAAAUAAAAAUAACUUAUUUGUAUGGACUGUUUUCUUUAUGUAUCAGUCAAUGUUGGUGAGGACUGCCCUGUCUUUGAUGGUUUGUUUGAGUUCUGUCAGCUUUCAACAGGCGGAUCAAUUGGUAUGUGAGACAUAAAGUUGUUCACUACAAAAUUAUCCUACUCUAUUUUUAUUUUAAUCCACUAGAAUCUUGAGUUGUAAAGUGACUGUGAUAAAUUUUAUUAUUUUUUGGGAUAUUUUUUCAGCUGGAGCAGUGAAGCUAAAUAAACAACAGACAGACGUGGCUAUAAACUGGGCUGGUGGCCUGCAUCAUGCAAAGAAAUCUGAAGCAUCAGGGUUUUGUUAUGUCAAUGAUAUUGUUCUGGCCAUUUUAGAGCUUCUGAAGUGAGUGUUGUUUUAUUUAGUGUUAUUAUCUGGGUUUCCACAGAAGAAGGAAGUGUUUAAAAGUAUGAAAAUUCCAAAUUUGUUUACCAGGAAAAACUGUUGUUGACAGUAAGGAGUAAACUGGAAGAAGUCCAAAAACAAUUAUUUUGUUAAUGUCCAGAGGGGCUCUAUUUUUGAAUGAAGUGUUUGCUAGCCAGUCACAUUUCUUGUCUAGUGUUUUUUCUGAGUUUAAAAAAUAUCGAGAACGCUCUUCAAGCUAAACUAUGGAAUUGCUGCAAGUAUUAGUUAUAACUUGGUUAAAAUUUGAGCCUGAAAAACAAAUAUAAUGAACACUCUUCAUCGGUUUUUACUUAGAAACAUCUUCAGCUGCAGAGGCAAGCAAACUCUGUUGUAAUAUCUUAUAUCCCAUUAACAAAAACCCAUAGUUAGCAGAAAUGAUUGGUUAUUAAAGCCAAUCAGAUUUGAAAUCAACUGUGGGGCAAAAUAUGUUGGGAGUUCCUUGACUGUCUAGUCUUUUUUUAUUACAUUCACCUACUGUGAGUGAGUAGAUGAACCAGAAGUGUCAUUGCUCAUUUAUUUCAACAUAGUAAAGACACUAUUGAACAUUGCAUGGUCAGAUCCAAGAAAUGUGAAAGACUCUUUUGGGCUUUAUAACCAUUGCACUUUUUUAAUUGUAAUUAAAUCUCUUAUUGUGCCAGGUACCACCAGCGUGUAUUAUACAUUGAUAUUGACAUUCACCAUGGUGAUGGAGUAGAAGAGGCAUUCUAUACCACCGAUCGUGUCAUGACAGUGUCGUUUCACAAAUAUGGAGAAUAUUUCCCUGGAACUGGUGAUUUGAGGGUGAGUAGUCAAUGUUAUAAUGCAUUGUUACCUAUAAGAUUUCUUCAAAAUGUUUUUGGCAGCUCUCUUCACAGCAUAACAGUAGAAUUCAAUGCUUAAUCUGCAAAGGAAGCAUGUGAGAUGAUGAGGAGUGUAACUAGCUGCUUACCUUUAUUUAAUUAAAGUUAAAACUGCUUGGAGGGUCCAUUCUUACUAAUUGUUUCUUUUCAUUUAUUCACAGGAUAUUGGAGCAGGAAAAGGGAAAUAUUAUGCUGUGAAUUUUCCUCUUAGAGAUGGAAUUGAUGAUGAGUCUUAUGAACAAAUUUUCAAUCCUGUAAGUUUCAAUCAAUGGUUUGUUUUGCUAAUUUUCCAUUUUUUUUCUUUCAACUUGCUUUUGUAGCAAGUGAUGAUUGCAACUAUUUUAUCCAAUUUCACUCAUCAGGUUGUCUCAAAGGUAAUGGAAGUAUACAAACCAAAUGCUGUUGUGCUUCAGUGUGGAGCAGACUCUUUGGCCGGAGACAGACUUGGCUGCUUCAAUCUGUCACUCAAAGGUAGUGUCAGUGUUGGUAUUUUGACAAAGAUUCCAACUUACACUGUUAUUGUUACAUUGGACUUACUACAAAUCAGCAAGCUACUCUUGGUGGGCCAGUCAAAGAUGAUUCACAAUAACAUUUUAGUUUCUGCUGUCAACUGAUUGUAUACAAAGAGUGUAAAUUGCUAUCUUUGGAUUAAUUUAAUCUCUGCAUCAAGAUUUACUCAUCUGAUUUACCAUGAUUUCUCUAUAGGCCAUGCUCAGUGUGUGAAUUUUGUGAAGAAGUUCAAUCUUCCAUUGUUGGUUCUUGGAGGAGGGGGAUACACAAUCAGGAAUGUUGCAAGAUGCUGGACAUUUGAGACAGCAGUAGCUUUAGAUUCUGAUAUUGCAAAUGGUAGGCAUAACUCUAACUAGAAAUCUUGAUUUUGUUGGUUUACAUUUUAACCAAGAAAAUUUCCCACAAAUGAAAAAAUGAAAUUAUUCAAAACACCUAAAAUGAAGAAUCCAGAUUUGUUAACAUUGUAUGUUAACUAAUUGUCUACAUAUUGUCUCUUUCAACUUAGUUGUAUUUGUAGACAGUCAGAAGAACAGUCAGUAUUCUUCUCUUCUGUGCUGUUGUUAGUCUAGUGUAGGAUUCAGGGAAGACUUUCAAGUCUCAUUGUUGAUGGAAUUCCUGGAUAAUUUGGCCUUGCACUUUCUUCAGCUGUGUGUUCAUUGUAAAUAGCCUCCAAAGUUUAACAUUUAGUUCAAAAUUUCUGCUCCUUCCAAAUCUUCUUCUUUCUUUAUUUCUAGAACUUCCCUACAAUGAUUACUUUGAGUACUUUGGUCCAGACUUCAAACUCCACAUUAGUCCAUCCAAUAUGGCCAACCAAAACACAAAUGAUUACCUGGAAAAAAUCAAGUAAGAAUUAAGACUAGUUUUUCUCUUUAAGAUUAUUUUUCCAAAAAAGCACAAGGCAUAUGCCAUAGACUUCCUUAAUUAUGUUGUUUGUUUAGUGCUAUGCAGUUCCUUGUUAUGUGUGUUAUAGUCCAGGUUGUUGCCAUGCAAACAGAGAACAUGUUCAGAUCCUACCUGUAUUGAAAAUGUUGAUAGCUAUACAAAUCUUGCUAAUCUUGUACUUUUUUGUGUGUGUAGACAGAGAUUGUUUGAAAACUUGAGAAUGCUUCCCCAUGCUCCAGGAGUACAGAUGCACCGUAAGUGAAAAUUGCACCCUGAUAAAUCUUGCUUGUCCACCAGUGGGGUUUUUAAUCUCUUGUCAUGUUAAUCUGAAGUUUCUGAAAACAUAAGUUGAUCUUCUUGGGACUAGUUUUACAGACGACUCCUUUGAAGAGGGGCUGUUCAGAAAAAAUGAACGAUUAGACUUAGUAGAGCUUAAAGUGCUAGUAGUUUGUAAACCUGAUAAAAAAAUCCCUAAUGUGUGAUCAAUUUCAUUACUUAAAUGCAAUUAAUAAGUUCUUCUUUUGUAGGGAGAUUUACCCUAAAUGGCACUUGAGGAGACUUUUUUCUUUUUCUUCUGUAUCAAUUAACUGUAGUUUAUUCAACAAAACCAUGUUCACUUCUCAAAGAGGAAGUACCUAGUAUGUAAUGAGGUGUAACAAUCCAUAACUUGUUAUAUUGUUUUUUCAGCCAUUCCUGAUGAUGCACCAGUUCUGGAGGAAAGUGACAAUGAAGAGGACAUGGAACCUGACAGAAGAAUAAGUAGUGAGUAUUUCUUCCUUUCUCCCUGUCAUUUUCUCAGGGAAACAAUUAAAAGCAUGAGCUUGAGGUUUCACUGUAGUUCGCAAUGUUUACUUACAGCUUUAACCUUUUGACCCCAAGGAGUUACUAUAUAAUUUUAAUGCAGAUGAGUGAUGAGAAUGAAGAAAAAUAUCAAUAAUGUUAUUAUUAGUUGAUCCAAUAGCAAAUUCUCCAAACUUACAUCAUAAGAAUUGUAGGGCAGAGAGUAAGGGGAACUAGUAAUGAGAUCUUGGGAGUGAAAGGGUUAAACACUGAGGGGCAUGUUAAGUUAUAUGUUCUGAAACUAGCUGUUUUUUUACUUUUUUUUUCCUUACAGUCCGUGCAUCAGAUAAACAUGUUGCACCUCAGGAAGAAUUGUCAGAUUCAGAAGAUGAAGGAGACAGCAGAAGAGACAUACAGGCACCAAAGGAGCCAAAACGAUCCCGCAAGAGACCCAAAGUAUCCAGUACACCAGUGGAAAAAAUGGUCACAAAUGGUGUUGAAAAUACUGUCAAUGAUGACUCAAAACCAUCAGUCGUGUCAAAUGAGAACACACCCUCUUCAAAACCCAGCACCUCCCCUGUGGAGGAGAAAGAGAAACCCAAGAGCUCAACAAGCACUCCCAAGGAGGGGUCCCCUCAGACAGUUGCUAGUGUUACAUCUGAGAUGUCAACUGAGCCACCUCCUGAACAAGAAGCCAGUAGAAAAAGGUACACUUUUUUCCUUUUAUUUCUUAAUCAAGUUAGAAAUUUUCUGUAAAGCAGGUGAAACAGAGAACUACUCAUCAGAUCUUAAAUCAGACAUGGUUUGAUGCUACUCUGUUUUAAAGAUUUAAUGAAUGUAACUGAGAAGCUACAAUUCUUAGACCCAACAUUUUGACACUCUUGUCUAGUGCCUUCAUCAAGGGUGAUCUAAUUGCUGCACCAAGAGGUCCUUUUAUAUGCUCACUAAUGAGCUACCCUUUUUUCUGACAAGGUGUAAAUAAGCCUCAGGAAGUAAGCUACCAUCAUCAUGCUUUAAAGGAGGUAGUGGUGUGGAUAUGCCAGCCUUCCAAACAAAGGCAAAAGGGCAGGUAAUUAGUGAGCAUAUAAAAGGACCUCUUCUUGCAGUGACUAGAUCACCACUGAUGAGGGUGCUAGACAGGAGUGUUGAAACAUUGGGUCUAUGAAUUGUAACUUCUUGGUUACAUUCAUUAAAUCUUUAACCAGCAUAGCAUGAAACCAUGUCUGAUUGUCCACCUGGUUGCCUUGUGAACUUUAACAUAUCUUGAGAUCUUAAUUGUUUAUGGUGUGAGGUGAACAAUGAAGUGUUGGUAAGAAUUAAUAUCAGGUGGAGUUUUGUCAUGCACUCUACUCAUUUUGACACUCAAGGUACAUUUACUUUCCUGAUUUUUUUUUUUUGGGUACUGAUAUGCAGUCCUGAAGCUGCUGAAAGUGCUACUACUGGGAAAGAGGAUACAGAAGAAGCUAUGGAAGUACAGGAGUCUGACGCCCCUCCAAAUACUGAUGGGUAUGUAUUGAUCACCUCAGAAAUUCUUCGUAGAUUAUAUUGAAUGGGGUUUGUGAUUAUUUUGGAGAAUUGAGAUGUAAUUCCGAGGAAGGGGGUGCCUUAUUUAUUUGACCAGCUGUGAGUUGUGUGUAACAAGCAGUGUAACAACAUGUCAACAGCUGGAUUUUCUGCUGGGGCUACCUUGGUAAUUGCUUUUCACUAUGCAUAGGGUACUUUAAUGUUUUAAAUUUUGCCAUAUGUUUAGUUGGUGAUGUGAAUUUUUUUUUUUUUUUUUCUGAUUUACUUUUACUCUUUUGGCAACUGUUUUGAUAACCUGCAAUACUUUAAUGAAAUUGAUAAUCUUGAUGCAACAUGUGCCCCCUAAAAGACAUUUUUCUUGCUUCCUUUCUCUUCAUUGUCGUCUUUGUUUGUUUCUAGUUUUUAUUAUUAUUUUUGGCUGCAACUUGGUUUACAUAAUUAAAACUUAACAAUCUUUGAAAUUUGCAAAACUACAUCAGACUCUAAUGGUGUACCUUAACGGGUUUUUCUGUAGAGAUACUUUGUCCAAUGCAGAAAACAAUGGAGCAACCAGUACAGGUUUGUUGUUGGUUACUUUAUUUAUACGAUUAUCUGUUUCAUCAGAACCCUGCUAUGACUUACACCAUAUACAACAAGUGAACAACCUGUUUUCACAAUCAUUAAUUUUCAAUUUGGUUUUAUGGAAUAUUGUACAAACCCUGAGACCAACACGCUGUGGAGUUCCUUGGUUAUUCGAGUUUUCAUUAUGAGGCAGAACUUCAGUGGCCUGGGAAAAUGGUUUAUCUUGUAUGUUAAAUGUAUCUUCAUUACCGUGAGGAAGGUUUUAAUGUAAAAUGGGGGUAAGCCUCCAAAGAAAUUGGUGCUGCGUUGGUGGGGGUAUUACAAGAUAUUUUGGUUUUAUCAACCGAGUCGUAAAUUGGCCACCGUUGAGAGGUUCUGAAGCAGACGUUUCGAGCGUGAGCCCUUCUUUACAGUGAAGCAGCUCGUGUAGUUCCUCCAUGAGUGCAUUCAGUUAUGGAGCGGCAAGAUAUGAUAGUAACUGUGAGAAAAUGAGCCGAGGAGACUCACGUGCCACUUGUUAUUCCUUCUGACGUUGCCUUAUGCCAAUAAUCUGCUGUAUUAGUUGAUUGUACUCGUAAUUAGAUCUGAAAAACGUGACUACUCCUAACAGCCUUUUGUGGCGUGACCUCUUGAAGAAACGUGACUUUGUUCCAAUCGCGAGUUUAUCAAGGAGAUUAACAAGUCACGAUAGCACAUGUUUAUGACGGCUGAAAGUUGUAAUCACGUGUAUGUUUUCAAGCAAAUGCUUCCACUUAGAAAUCUGAGAACCAAAACAAACAAAACCAACGUGAAUGACUCGCAUCGAUCCACUGCAACUGACUCUUUUCCAAUUUUUGGCUUGUUUUUGCAUAGCAAAAAGCAACUCACCCCAGCCGGUCGAAGAGGAGGAGAAAGAAAAGGCUCCUCCAGCUGAAGAAAGCGGGGACGCCUCAAAAGAUGAAGAGACCAAGAUGGAACACUGA